GGAAAUAUUACUAACCUCUUUGAUUCAGUCUGAAUUAUCUCUGAAAAAUGCCUGAGUGCUCCUCAAAAUGUGGAAAAAAUGCUGUUCUCAAGAGACCGAAGACUGGUGAUGCUCUCUGUAAGGAUUGCUUUUUCUACGCAUUCGAAACUGAAAUUCAUCACACCAUUGUCAACGGUAAAUUGUUUAAAGAAGGAAAUAAAGUGGCCAUUGGAGCAUCCGGAGGAAAAGAUUCAACAGUUCUCGCAUAUGUUCUCAAAUUGUUGAAUGACCGAUACACUUAUGGACUGGAUUUGUUUUUAUUGUCCAUCGACGAAGGGAUUACUGGAUACAGAGACGACAGUUUGAAGACCGUAGAGCAAAAUCGAGACGAUUAUCAAAUCCCCUUGAAAAUUCUAUCGUACAAAGAUUUAUAUGGAUGGACGAUGGAUGAAAUUGUUGCGCAGAUUGGCAGAAAGAACAACUGCACCUUCUGCGGAGUGUUCAGGAGACAGGCCCUGGACAGAGGAGCACAAUAUCUCAAAGUGGACUGCAUUGCCACUGGUCACAACGCCGAUGACAUCGCUGAAACUGUUCUGAUGAAUAUCCUGAGGGGAGACGUCGCAAGGCUCUCCAGGUGCACCUCCAUCAUAACAUCUGGUGACGACUCCAUAAUGCGGUGCAAACCCCUGAAAUAUGCAUAUGAAAAGGAAAUUGUCAUGUACGCGUACUUUAAGAAACUCGUGUACUUCUCUACGGAGUGUGUAUUCGCACCGAAUGCGUACAGAGGACAUGCCAGAACUUUUCUCAAGGAUUUGGAAAAAAUUCGAUCGUCAGCGAUUCUCGAUAUUAUUCACUCCGGGGAGAGGAUGACUAUUAAUACAGAGACUGUAAAAAUGCCUGUGAGGGGUAAAUGCAGUCGUUGUGGUUUCGUUUCCAGUCAGGAAAUAUGCAAGGCUUGUAUUUUGCUGGAGGGACUCAACAGGGGACUUCCAAAAUUGGGAAUUGGAAAGUCCCAGAAAGCCCUGCAAAUUGUUACUUCUAACAUUUCACCAGAUCUAAUUUAGUAUUCCUUGAAAUAUAUUAGAACUAAUUGAAAUUAUUGACCUUUUCUAUAAAAACAAAUCAAGUUAUUGUCUUCCGAAUGGAUUUCCAC
Molecule: messenger RNA, 1132 nt
Organism: Fopius arisanus
Lineage: Eukaryota; Metazoa; Arthropoda; Insecta; Hymenoptera; Braconidae
Gene: Ctu1
Product: Cytosolic thiouridylase subunit 1
Exons: 2
Coding region: 48-1043 (331 amino acids)
Biological process (GO): tRNA wobble position uridine thiolation
Cellular component (GO): cytosolic tRNA wobble base thiouridylase complex; mitochondrion
Molecular function (GO): tRNA binding
Source: RefSeq, a predicted model, not a curated record